Messenger RNA from Symbiodinium sp. CCMP2456, 1086 nucleotides. The record is from the annotation of a GenBank genome assembly. NCBI's taxonomy places the organism in Eukaryota, Dinophyceae, Suessiales, Symbiodiniaceae.
GUAACAGCAACGGGGGCAGAGGCACCUGUGCGAGGUCUUGCCGGGACGCCUGACGUGAUAGACAUCGGUCUGCAUCAGUCCUGCGACGGUCUUGCGAAUUUCACAGGUUCCAAUGACUCGCCGCUUUUCGUGUAUGCCGACAGCUUCAGUGACUGGUUGAACGGCACCUCGUACCAGUGGACCGUGGCUGCUGCAGCGUUACUGGUUGGGCUCUGCCUCACCUGGGACGGCCCCCGAAUGUGGAAGCUCCUCUUCACAGGGGCUGUGUCUGCACUGGCUGCAGGCGCUGCCUGCUACGAGGCGAAUGUCCAGGAGAUAGGUUUCUUCUCCACCAGCAUCCUGAUGGCCCAGGCAGCAGGAACGCUGGGCUUGGCCACUUUGUGGGGCUUCGAGGGGAGCCAGGUGCUGCUGGGAGCAUGCAGUGGUUUUGCUGCAGCCUUCGGCAUGGGAGCUUGGACCAAGCCCCUCGACGCACAACUGCCUGGGCUUUCGAUCUGUUGGUACAUCGUGGGUGCCGUGUUUGGAGUCCUGGUCUUCACGACAUGGAGACGUCCCAUGCUGGCAUGCCUGGCUCCCAUGCUUGGUGGUCUUCUUACGGCCUCCGGCGUGGGCGUUCUCGUGUGCGAAGCCGGGCUGCGGACACCUUUCCUGCCACGCGGCCAUGAGUCAUGGUCCACGGCCGCAGCAGCCCUGCUUGGGCUCAGUGGCACGUCUUCCCUGGCACUGUAUGGCGCUUCUGUUUUCGUUGCAGCAGCUGUAAACGAGUUCGAUGACUCACGGCGCCCGAUGGCCGUUGCCUUGCUGGCGGCCCCCAUUGUUCUCACGGCCUUGGCCCACCUCGCAUGCAAGUCGAGCAGUGACAGCUCCAGCUGCCCGGAGUGGGCCGUUCCUGGUGAAGGAUGGAAGUGGCCCGCUGCCGGUUGCCUGGUCUGGGCUGCUGUCACCGCUUUCACCGCCUGGGUGCAGUUGGACAUGCUGGAGCAGGAGUCGGAAGAGGAGGACGUCUGGCAUGAAUAUCCGUGGCCUCUGGGUGGCCGCAAGAGGAGAAGCUGGCGGAUGGAGGAAGGUGAUGAUUGGCAUCACUGA